Messenger RNA from Pogona vitticeps (central bearded dragon), 4310 nucleotides. The record is from RefSeq and is a predicted model, not a curated record. NCBI's taxonomy places the organism in Eukaryota, Metazoa, Chordata, Lepidosauria, Squamata, Agamidae.
GGGGUGCAGUCAUUCAUAUAAUGACUAGGUGCAACAGAAAGAGGCCAUUCAUAGUUCAAAAACCAGGCCUUGGUGGACUUCCCAGAAAUAACUCAAUUCAGCCUUCCUCAAAAUGGCUGCCAUUCAGGUGGGACUUUACAAAGGGGGCCCAGCUGGAAUCUGGAAAUCAUAGAAAUUCCCUCAGAGCUGGCCAUGGUAAACUAUUCCUUAAACAUCCCACAUGCCUUUAAAAUCCUGUUAAAAUCUAAGCAACGUUACAGCAUGUAACAAUACAACAACCACAGGAAAAUCAGCAGGCAUCGAGAUUACCUGGCCACAAUUUUCCCUAGAGAGAUUAUGGACAGUGCUGGGAUUUAGGAGAUCCACUUUCCUCUCAGCCAUGAAACUCGCUCCAUGACCUGAUGCUGCUGCCAGUUGCCUUCUGUCGGCCUGAACUACCUGAGAGGGUUGGUAUGAGAGCAAAAAGAAGAGGAGGAGAGCGACAACACCAUCUGAUCAAAGAACAGCAGAGAUAUGGCUGUCCAUGUAAUUAAGAAGGUUGUUAGCAGCAGCGAUAGAACUGGCAAAGCAAUUUCAAGGAGGAUUUAGAAAACAGCUUGCCCUUCCACUAUGAAGAAACUCUCAAAGGCUAGUUGGGGAUUUGACAACAUUCCACCCAGACGUCAUUGAGCCAUCCUGAACGACUGACUCUCUUCAGCAAAUCUGUUUCCUCACUGCUAACUGUUCCCUUGAGCAUCCAGCAGAGGUUGCUACAGCCCGCACCCUGCCACCCCACUUUGCAACACAUGGACCGAGCAGUGCCCUGGAUGGCAGAUUGGGCACCCUGCUUCCAGCUUGCUGCUGCUGAAGUGCGGACUCAGAUCACCAGGGACUUGCUACUGGCAUCCUGCUACCCUGCAGCCUGGUGUUGACCCAGAUUGGCUGGCAUCCUGGAUCCAGCAGUACAUAAGCAUCCUGACGGCCAUCCCCUGAACCAGUUGGUUGACCAGGCAUCAUGUCAGGCGAUUACGAUGAAGAUAGACACCGCAGGGCCAUGGAGCUUCUUCAUGUGCUCUGUGCCAACACCUGCGCUGCCCAGGAACGUGAGAAGUGUCAGGAAUUGACAGGCCAUGUGGGACCCCUCAACACAGAGAUCCUGGUCAGCCUCCUCUCUGUGAUCGUGACCUUCUGUGGCAUCGUGUUGCUGGGUGUCUCCCUCUUUGUCUCAUGGAAGCUGUGCUGGAUCCCCUGGCGGGAUAAAGGGGCCUCACAAACCCCACGGAAAGAACAGUUCCUUCACGCGCACCUCCACCACUCGCCUUUCGGGGAUCUCCUGGCUGAGCGGGUGGAGCUGGGCCCCGAGAUGCCCGAGAGGUCCUACCUCGAUAUGGAUUCCUACCCAGAGGCCAACCUCAAGGUCAGCCAGACCUCCCCUGACCUCCCAGUAGAAGGCCAGACUGGAACUAAGGAAGGCUCCAUUCCAAAUGCCCAUUCCCACCAGCAAGUAGCAAGCUUAGCACCCACACCCAGGUAUAACACACUGCCACGUCCUGUGACCCAGCAGCAGCUGAGCAGCCCAGACACCAGCGUCCAUAUCGGAGGGGAGGAGAAGGUUGAACAAGUAACCAGCAUCGGGCAGAUAAAACCAGAAUUGUAUAAGCAACGCUCAGGCGAGUCAGACUCCAAAAAAGGGGAAGCCCAGAGUUGUGGGCGGCUGAGUUUCGGCCUGCGCUACGCCUACACCACGGAGCAGCUGGUGGUGAGGAUUCUCCGGGGCGUGGACCUUCCCGCCAAAGACGCCAAUGGCUUCUCCGACCCCUAUGUAAAAAUGUACCUGCUCCCUGACCGGAAGAAGAAGUUCCAAACCAAGGUGCAUCGCAAGACGCUGAACCCUGUUUUCAACGAGACUUUUAGCUUCAACGUCCCCUUUGCCGAACUGCCCUCCCGUAAACUCCACUUCAGCGUCUACGAUUUUGACCGUUUCUCCCGCCACGACCUCAUUGGCCAAGUCGUUCUGGACAACUUGCUGGAGCUGGCGGAACGGGACACUGACACGCCCCUCUGGAGGGACAUCAUGGAAGCCAGUUCGGAAAAAGCGGAUUUAGGGGAGCUGAAUUUCUCCCUUUGUUACCUGCCCACAGCUGGGCGCCUCACAGUCACCAUAAUUAAGGCCACCAACCUCAAAGCCAUGGAUCUAACUGGAUUUUCUGAUCCCUACGUCAAGGCUUCCCUCAUGUGUGAAGGGCGGCGGUUGAAGAAGCGCAAAACAUCCAUCAAGAAGAACACUCUCAACCCCACUUACAAUGAAGCUCUUGUCUUCGACAUCCCCCAGGACAGCAUGGAGCACGUCAGCAUCACAUUGGCAGUCAUGGAUUAUGACUGCAUUGGACACAAUGAAGUUAUUGGGAUGUGUCGGGUGGGGAGCGAUGCCGACACCCCAGGGAGAGAGCACUGGGCUGAGAUGCUGGCCAAUCCACGGAAACCCAUUGAACACUGGCAUCAGCUUGUGGAGGAAAAGACUUUGAACAGCUACAUCAACAAGAAUCCUCCAGCACGGGACAAACCCAGCAUCAUAGUAGAAACCAUUCAUUCAGACUAAGGCAACAUCAGCCCUUCACCAGCAGGGACUGGUUCCAGUGAUGUGCUCUUGGAAGUUCUGGACUAUUUGUUUCCUCCGGCCCAUCCUGGAGGAGCUGCCAGCAGGGGGCGUCAGAGAAUGGGUGGCAAGCUUCUGCCUGUUCUCCGUUCCCAUCUCCCCCAGGAAGCUGCUGCCUGUCGCAUUUUUUUUCUAAAGCCAUAAAGGCAGCCAAGAAGGAGCAUUUUUAAUGCGGGGAUGGGGUAGGGAAUGUGUGCAAGUAGAUGUCUGGCCUGGAAGACCCUUCCCUCUACCCUCCCCCAGUCAUUUUACACAAAGGGAGGGAUGAUCUUUUGUGACAUGCAUGUUUUUGGAAGUCUAUCCUCUGGAAGGGUCUGGCUUGAUGGUAGAGUGGUGUCACCUCUGUGUUCUGACCCAAGGUCCCGUGGCUUUACGAAGCUGCAUGAUGAGUGGCGAUUCAACGGGGGCACCUGCACAAGAGAUCUGUAGUGGUGGCAGCUGAUGAGUUCUGACUAUUAAAAGCUGAGGGAAAACAGUGGGCAGUUUUUGCUGGGAGCCCCCUUCUCCCCAGAAAUCCCCUGCUUCCUCUUCCCUCACUCCAUCCCAUCGAUGGGUUGUAGCUCCCCUCCCAGCUGUGAAUUUAAAACGAACUGGCCAUAGACUCUUGUUCAGAAGAGCUCCCUAACUCCUCUCUUUUUAGUUCUUCUGAUAGGCUUCUUGGUGGUUGGAAAUGUCCCUUCUGCUGCCCAGUAUGAUAUCUGUGAGGGGAAGGGGGUGAUCCUUCCUUGGCCAGUAUGCAUGCAGGACCCUUUGCCUCAAUCUGCAUGAACUUCCAACCUAGGAGGAGAAAGACAAGGAAUGAUGGAACAUUUCCUUCCCAUCCUGUCUAGGGGGUAGCAUUGGAACUGGCAGAAGGGGAAGACACAACAGUCAGGUCCUCCCCACCCUCCUGUUGAGAAUGACUACAGAGUUCCUUGACACAAAAUAGGAAAGGGCUUUUGACAUUACCAAAAAAAAAAAAAAGUCUCCCUAAUGGACGUCAGGCCCAGUCCUUUCCUCCUUUCAACCAGAUUUGGACCUGUCAGAACUUCCAAUGGAGGCAGGCAAUUCUGGACUCUUUUGUGUAUGCGUGUGUAAGUGUUACAGGGGUUAUCGUGUCUCUCGUUUGCUGCCUUCACUAAGCCUAGUUGAUUUUGGUUCUUCUGGGGUUUGCAUGGUUGCCUUCCUCCCAAGUUGGGCAGGGAGCAGUUCCCAGACUAAGCUGGGAGAAUGCCCAGUCUGAGAACCUAGGUGUCUUAGUUCUGCCCCUGCUUGUGUUGCUCUUUCCUUAAUCUAUCUCCCCCACCCACCCAAAUUUCUUCUUGUUUGGAAUGUCAAACUUUGAUUUUUGUCUCUCCCUCCCCAACGCACGUCCAUUUGUCAUUUUGUCUUCGUCUUUGAGAUUCUGUCCUGUUUAGGGUUGGUUUGGGGCCCGUUUGUUUUUUAAGUGUGUGCAACAAAGGGGUGGGGAAAACAAAAAGAGUGGGGAACCCUACAGCCCUGCUUCCUAAACCUCUGCCCCCCUUUUCUUUUGGAAAAGCCAUAUGCCUCCCCCCGCCAUUGCUUGGGUACAACCUCCCCAGCUUCAGUGGGGGAGGGGAGGGGGGCCCCGGAAGGUGAUCUCUCUUUGCAAUAGGUUUGGAACUUGAAGCUGCUGCUAAACCGUGACAUCAAUAAAAAUGGGAAGAAAAACAAA